Molecule: messenger RNA, 1012 nt
Organism: Apis florea (little honeybee)
Lineage: Eukaryota; Metazoa; Arthropoda; Insecta; Hymenoptera; Apidae
Source: RefSeq, a predicted model, not a curated record
CAAAAACAAAAAAAAAAGAUCAAAGACAAAUAAUUUUUCUAUCUAUAACUAUCUUAAGAAAGUUUCUAUUAGCUCUAACUACCAAAUUACGUGUGUAGUCCAUAUUAUUCCUCUUCGAGUUGUCGGUAGCGUGGUACGACGAGCGCGGGACAAGCGUAGAAUAUCAACUAACUCCGCUUCCAAAGGUGACUAUACAUAUAGAAAAGAAAUCAUCUGGUAUAUUGUAGUGAUAUGGCGUAAUGCAAUCAGUGAAAGUAAAGAAAACUGAUGUCGAACAAUGUGGCGCGAAUCAUUUGAAAAAUCAUGCUACGUCUUUGCCAACGAUUGACAAUUCUAUCACGAAAAAGUUAAAAUGUAUUCUAUGCACGAAAUUGUCACUCACUCAGAAGACAUAAAGGUUGGUGGACACUAUGAACAAUGGGAUUACUUUCCCUGUGUUCAUACGUAGAGGUUUAGACAAAAAAAAAAAGAAAAAAUAGCGCACAAGUCACACAUUAACAAUAUUCUGUAUGGUAAGUGGACUUACGAUCAUAUUUACUGAUCGUUACCUACACUUACUAAAAGUGCGCGAGCAAAUCAUUUUAUUAUUCUUUUAUUGCAUAUACAGCUGUGCAUAAUCAUCGAGUGCAGUGGAACUAUUUCAACCCGAGUUGCUAGAACACUUCCGUUCGAUAUGUUCCCUUCAAGAUGGACAGCUAUGCUUCGAACUUUGUGGUCUAAUGGACGAUUUUGGGAAUGGCCAAGAAACGGUGUAGAAACUUUCCUAAGAAUUAUAGCUUCUCCGGAUACUAGAAAAAAAAUAAUGUUCGAAUUUAGACCGGAAGAUGGGCCUCGAGCCUCACUUGAUUAUCAGAAACGUUAUGGCUAUCGAGGUCAAUGGUUGAUCGAAUUACUGGGCUCCGGUUUUCAUCCAGAUGACGUGCCUUAUCGACAACCGUUACCUCCUUCUAUAUUGGUACCACCACCACCACCUUUUUGAUCGCUAUAUAUCUUAUUAAUUUAUAUGAACGAA